Cottoperca gobio is the source of this 4426-nucleotide messenger RNA. Its product is annotated as delta-like protein D. The transcript is spliced from 12 exons. Gene Ontology annotation, cellular component: membrane. Gene Ontology annotation, molecular function: Notch binding; calcium ion binding. Bases 1 to 2424 code for a protein of 807 amino acids. The record is from RefSeq and is a predicted model, not a curated record. Lineage: Eukaryota; Metazoa; Chordata; Actinopteri; Perciformes; Bovichtidae. Gene Ontology annotation, biological process: cell communication; Notch signaling pathway; multicellular organism development.
AUGGGACGCCUGUGUCUGCUCCUGGUUGUCACUCUCUCCUUACUCACCUGCCAGGUUUUGUGCUCCGGAAUGUUUGAGCUGAAGUUGCAGGAGUUUCUCAACAAGAAAGGGAUACCGGGGAACUCAAACUGCUGCCCCAGAGGCUCUGCUCAUCCGCAGGGCCAGCAUCAGCAGUGUGAGUGCAAGACUUUCUUUCGGGUUUGUCUGAAGCACUACCAAGCCAACGUCUCCCCAGAGCCUCCCUGCACCUACGGCGGGGCUGUGACUCCCGUCCUCGGCUCCAACUCCUUCCAGGUGCCGGAGACCAACGCGGAAAGCUUCACCAACCCAAUCCGCUUCCCCUUCGCCUUCACAUGGCCGGGGACGUUUUCACUGAUCAUUGAAGCUCUGCACACCGACUCCCUGGACGACCUGGCAACAGACAACCCUGAGCGUCUGAUCAGCAGGGUCACCACUCAGCGUCACCUCACUGUGGGAGAAGAGUGGUCCAAGGAUAUACAGACAGGUGGCAGAACUGAGCUGCGUUACUCCUACCGCUUCCUGUGCGACGAGCACUACUACGGCGACGGCUGCUCCGUCUUCUGCCGGCCCAGAGACGAUGCUUUUGGCCACUUCACCUGCGGCGAGCGGGGGGAGAUCAUAUGCAACUCUGGCUGGAAGGGACAAUACUGCACUGAACCAAUCUGUCUUCCUGGUUGUGAUGAAGAACAUGGCUUCUGUGAAAAACCCGGAGAGUGCAAGUGUCGCGUGGGCUUCAGCGGGCGCUACUGUGAUGACUGUAUCCGUUACCCAGGCUGCCUCCAUGGCACCUGCCAACAGCCUUGGCAAUGUAACUGCCAGGAGGGAUGGGGCGGGCUCUUCUGCAACCAGGAUCUGAACUACUGUACACACCAUAAGCCCUGUCUUAAUGGAGCCACCUGUACCAACACUGGCCAGGGCAGCUACACGUGCUCUUGUCUGCCUGGAAACACAGGAGCCAGCUGUGAGAUUCAGGUCAACGAAUGUUCUGUAAACCCCUGUCGCAACGGAGGCAGCUGCACUGACAACGAGAACGGCUAUAAGUGCACCUGCCCACCUGGUUUUUAUGGCCUCAACUGUGAGUUAAGUGCCAAUACCUGUGCAGAUGGGCCUUGCUUCAAUGGCGGGCGUUGUGCCGACAACCCUGAAGGUGGUUACUUCUGUCAGUGCCCGAUGGGAUAUGCUGGCUUCAACUGCGAGAAGAAAAUCGACCACUGCUCCUCUAACCCCUGUUUGAACGGUGCAGAAUGUGUUGAUCUGGUGAACUCCUACCUCUGUCAGUGUCUCGAGGGGUUUUCAGGUCCUAACUGUGAGGACAGCAGCAGCGUCUCUGGAUACUGUCUGUCCUUCCCUUGUCAGAACAGUGGGACGUGUCAGGAGGGAGCAAACGGCUACACCUGUACCUGCCCUCCAGGAUAUACUGGCAAAAACUGCAGCUCCCCCAUCUCCCGCUGCCAUCACAACCCCUGCCACAAUGGAGCCACCUGCCAUGAGCGUGGCGGCCGCUACGUGUGCGCCUGUGUGCCUGGCUACGGCGGUCACAACUGCCAGUUCCUGUUACCCGAGGUUCCCAGGGGUCAGCCGGUGGUGGAUGGACCAGAUCGUCGAUAUUCUUCCCCAGAUGGUGAAAAUGUUGAAGACGAGGAGGAUGACGACAGUGGAUUCCCCUGGACGGCCGUGUGCGCCGGCGUCUUCCUCGUUCUGGUGAUCCUGAUCGGCUGCUCCGUGCUGGUGGUCUACGUCCGGGUCAAACUGCAGGAGAGGCACAGUCACCACGGCGACAGUGUCCACAGCGACAGCCACGAGACCAUGAACAACCUGACGACCACCAACAAUUGUCUCCGUAGCGACAAGGACGUGGGCACUAUGAUGACAACGUCAAUUAAAAAUAACAACAAGAAGGCGGAUUACCAUUUGGACCUCGGCGGGUCACUGGGUGGUCUGAGUGGAAUCAGCGGACUCAACGGAUCGGAGAAGAACGGCUUUAAGACUCGCUAUCCCAGUGUGGAGUACAACAUGGUCCACGAGCAGCGGCCUGAGGAGCUGUCGCUGUGUAAAGAAGAGGAGCGCGAUGGGCCAGAGGUUAAAUGUGAAAUGCUGGAUGAGUCCGACUCCGAGGAAAGAUACAGGAAGAGACAAAACAGCAAUGCAUCAGAAAUGAAACAAGUAGAAGAGUCACCAAGCUGCAGCGAAGCAAAAUAUAAUUCAUCCAGCGAGUUGAACUAUCACGCAGCAAGUGACGUCAAAUACCAGUCGACCAGUGACGUCAAAUUCCAGUCGACCAGUGAUGUUGAACACCACAAUCCCAGUGACAGCAGGUACCAGUGUACCAACGACACCAAAUACCAGUCGGUCUAUGUCAUGUCGGACCAAAAAGAUGAAUGUAUCAUAGCUACUGAGGUAUGAUACCAGACCAGACCAGUUUCCUGUGGUUGAUGGCGGUCCACACACACCAGCCCUGAGCAGUAGAGCUCAGCUUGUGUCCGGGAGGUUUUACUCCUGCUGUUUGCUGCUGUUCCCUGGGAUUUACCGGAGGACUUUCAGCCAAGGUGCUACUGAGCCAGCGCGUCAGAGUCAGUACCGACUUGGCCAGGACUUAGUACUACAGUAGUACUACGGCUGAAUACUUGACAUUUUUGAUCUGCGAUGGAUGUUAGGUCUAAUGCUGACUCAGUGCUAUGGAUGAAGUACUAGCACUAGUACAGACUUUGUACAGAAACAGUGCUGAACAAGUACUCAUGCAGCAGUGGAAGAUUUCCUGCUCGUACCAGGAUGAACUAUGGAGUAUCGACUUGGAUGUUGACCGAUGAUAUUGUAGUACCUUUGGAGUACUGAUUGAAUGAACAGUGUAGUACCUAUGAAGUACUGAGAACUUUUGAAGUACUGUUGUACUACUGUUAUGUGCUGUGGUUUUACAAUGCAGUGUAAAAGCUGUCGUGGAUAUUGGACAGUUCUUGUUCUGUGCAGUGCUGCAGAGUGAUGCUACGUUCACAAUACGAGCAACAAAAGCAACACGGCCAAGCGUGGCCAGCUAAAUUGUCGGCGAGUCGCUGUUUAAGUGUUGAUCAAGCGCUCGUUGACGUAGAUAAAUAGCAAUAACAAUUUCUUCCAUUUUUUUUAGAGGAACGGAAAUGGUGAAAUAAAAACAUAUGAUUGGUUGUUGCUUCAUAGCGUCAUUAAAGCGCUAAAAAAACAUUGAUCUGUAGCGCGUCACGUCCUUCAUGCAACGACAAGUGUCGGACGAACGUUUUUUAGAUUCAUGUCACCGUCUUCCAUUGAAAAGGACGAGCAUGCUGUUGCUUUGUCGCUCGUAGUUUGAACGCAGCAUGAAGGAUGAUGUAUUAGUAGAAGUACCUGUACUCCAUUAGGACUGCAGCUGCUUAAGAAUUUAUUCAAAAACAGUGGGACUUCUACGGCCGCUGUGCAUCUCUAACUCUGCAGCACUGAUGGACAAUGUUGGCUGAGCUGGUUCUCAGCAGUAAAAUAGAGAACUGAAGACUCCAGUAGUGACUGCAGAUCGAUCCAACAUGGAUCCUGUUGGGCCAUACUGGCCCCCUGACCCCUGAAGGUUGUGAUACACAGGGCAAUGUUUUGGGCAGGGCAACUUAGGAAACACAACAAUCAGCAUGAGAGAAUGAACAAAGGAAAAGAUGGUGAAACAAAUCAUUUUUUAUUGUGUACUGUUGUAUUUUAAUGCUUUGGCAACAUUGUUUCUUGAAAAUAUAGCCAAUAUAGCAACUUUGAAUUGAAAAUUGAAAAGGGAAGUGUACUUAUCCAAUUACAUAUUUUUCCUGGCAGCUCCUUUGACCACAAUUUACUGACAAAACUACCCAAAGAAAGUUGAUUCAAGUACAAAAUUCUCCUCUGAUGAUGCUGUUGUGUUUCCAAGUAAGCCGAGCUAUAAAGGAUUAGUCUUAACUCCCAAGACCUCAUUGCACUAUGGAGGUGUGCGUGUGUGUGUGUGUAUGAGUGUGUGUGUACAGAAGAGGUGAUGAUACCUCUGUGUGGUGUCACAUGUAUGCACUGCCCGCUCCUUUCACUCCCAGUCUUCCACUAUUAGCCAAUUGAAGGACACCAUCACCCUGCCUGCCGUUGGUUAGGAUCAUUUGUUUUUUAUUUUAUUUGUUAUCUAAAAAAAGUUGUAUUCUUUUAAUUUAAUUAUGUAAUUAUUUGUGUUGCAUUUUGUUGUGAUUUCUUUUGUUAAACCUGUUAUAAUUUAAGUUGGAUUGUUUUUAUUUGGCAGAUAAUGUAUGUGUGUAAGUAUGUAUGUAUGCAUGUAUGUGUUAGGCACUUGAGACCCCUGUGACUGUGUUGUAUUUAAGAGAAAAGUCGUAUGUACAGAGCCUGUCAUUUUUAUUACUGGAAAACAGCGCAAUAUUUUUCCAAAAUAAAAGAGGAAUGAAAUAUA